Molecule: messenger RNA, 1673 nt
Organism: Eucalyptus grandis
Lineage: Eukaryota; Viridiplantae; Streptophyta; Magnoliopsida; Myrtales; Myrtaceae
Exons: 9
Coding region: 227-1183 (318 amino acids)
Source: RefSeq, a predicted model, not a curated record
CCUAUAUGCAGAGGGAAAACCGUUGGAUAAGGGGGAGUUCUCAACCAAUAAGCCACGUCACCCUUUCCUCGACCUCUCGCCCAAUCGGAAUCCUCCUCAGCUUCGCCGUCGCUGCCGUCCUUGCGCGCGGCGCGCAGAAAAUCGCAGAGACAAUUUCUCCGUCGUCACGCGAUCGGAACUUCAAUUCAAUCCCGGAUUUCCGGCGGAGGACCGAACCACAUCGCCGAUGGAGGCCCUUUCCAGGGUCGGAUGCUUCGCCACCAGCCCCGGCCUCCGCCUCCCCGGAGCCUUCCCGCUCCGCCGUCGCCGGAGAUCGGUUCUCACGGCGACGCCGUCGGUCUCGGCCCCGAGAACAAGCGCCGGGCUAGUCGGUGAACUGGUCGAGGAGGAGAUACUGAAGACAUUCUUGAAGGAGAGACAAUUGAGUGGGGAUUUCAUCUCCAAGGCUUCCGACAUGCUUUGGCAAAGGGAGGCCCUGAAACUCGUCGAACCGGAUGUUGGGGUGCUUCCGGACAGCCCGCAAGAGCCAGGCCAGGUCUUUGAAAAUGAUGAUGAUGGUGGGUUCUUGAAACUGUCAAAAACCAAUGAAUGGAUCUUAGGUGACGACUCUGCACCACUGAACAAGAAAGUCAUUGCUAAGGCAUUGCAAGAUGAUAGAGAAAAGAGGAGGAAGUUAAACCUACUCCAAUAUGAAGCUCUGAAGAGGGAAUUGAUGCUCUUGUCCAUUGGUAUUGGAACUGCAUGCAGUGGAUACUGUUUGAUAGUUUUGUCAAUCCAGGCUGCUAUCAGUUAUGCUGUGGGAGUUCUUUUCAGUUGCUUGUACCUUCAGCUCUUGUGCCAGCACGUGGACAACUUAUCUAGGGAAAUGAUUGCGCAGAUUUUCAGACAGAAGAAGUUGAAAAAAAUAGGAAUACGAAGUGAGGAUCUAAGUGAUUUACUGGAGAGAACAAUUAAAGGAAGCACUAUGGCUCUUUCAUCUCCGAGGCUUGUAAUUCCCGCCACGAUAUAUGGAUUAUGGGUCUUUUCUCAUCAGUAUGUUGGCAGUGACUUCUUCGACUUCCAGAUUGUUCCGGCCAUGCUUGGGAUGUUUGUGUAUAAAGCUGCUGCGCUGGUUCAAGUUUAUCGAGACAAUGAGGACCUUGGGUUUGUGUUUCCAGAGAAUGAGGAAGGUUCAAGCUACUGAAUGUGAUAAAUCUGAGACUCAGCAUUUCCAGGGCAGUUUAUCUGCCCAUCCACUACUGUACUCUCCGCAGCAGAAUCAAUCUGCUAUCUGGAUUGCCAAAGUCUGCAAUGCACACGAGCCAUACUCCUGAUAUCAUUGCUGACUUGCCUUUUGGGUUGACUGAAGAAGAUUCAAGCAGGGAAGCUCAUUCGUGGUGUCACCUUCCAAGCUAUUUGAACGUCUGGAGUCCAAGUACGCUGCAUCUAAUUUCAAGUCAGUUUCAUGGUCCUAGUUGGAAAAGCCUCAGCCUCUCUCCUUCAACUGAGAGAGACUUCCUAGUAGCGGCAGAGCUCUUUUGUCUUUCUUUGCUCGUGCUCAGCUGUUUGAUCGGAUUAGGAUUAUAAUGAGAUAUGUGCUCCAAAGAUGUAUAUGAGUGAACCGGCAUAUCAUACCAGUCGUAUGCUCUUUCGUGAUUUGUCCACGCGGGCUAACCAAAAAAAAAAAAAAAAAA